Molecule: messenger RNA, 774 nt
Organism: Linum tenue
Lineage: Eukaryota; Viridiplantae; Streptophyta; Magnoliopsida; Malpighiales; Linaceae
Source: the annotation of a GenBank genome assembly
AUGAAUAAUCAAGGUGCUGCUCACCCGCGUCUCGUAACUCCUCCGUCAAUCAAGCUGUCCCCCCAUUCUUCGUACCACAGGCUACCCGUUCCUCCAUCUUUUUCUUUGUUCUAUUGGCUAUUCAGCCGGGUCCCCGACACCUUAGUUCUGAUGCUUAUUACCAUUGCCUUCUUUAUCAUCCAUCUCACUACUUUCUAUUACACCAAGUUCUUCAAGAAAAGAGCCUGCAUUUUGGCCAUUCGUCCAUCCACCGACUUCAACUUGGUGAAUGGACUUCUCAUCUCCCUUCUCACCUACAUCAUUAGAGUCCUUCACCACGGUACAAUUGCAGGUUAUUGUGUCGGUUUGUCACCAUCUGCCCCUGCCGCUGCCCCUUCACCUUCGAUGGCUGUAGCACCAUCAUGCGUUGAUCCCCGCCUCGGCCCAUCUUCUCCAUACCCUUGGCUUCUAAUGGUUGGUUGCUUCAGCAUUGCUGGUUUGCUUUUCUAUUUGGAGUCCAGGGGUUUAAAUGCAGAUGAAGAAGGAUUGAGGGAAGCCGAGGAAGAUGUUCCACUGCCACUAUGGACACAAUUUGGCAAUGCUUGUGCCGGCUGGGUUGCUCAUCUGAUGGGCUAGGUGGCAUGCCGUUUGGGUAGCUGUAGUGUUAUUUUAAGUCCAUGGACUUUUGUAAUCUUAUUGUAGUGGGUUAGAUCCAUGCUCGUGGGCUGGAUUUGUAUUUGGAGGCUCCGUUCUGUUGUGGUUCUGGUUUGUUGUUCUAGUUUAGGUGUAUUGUUA